Messenger RNA from Schistosoma haematobium, 6611 nucleotides. RefSeq lists its product as uncharacterized. Bases 69 to 521 code for a protein of 150 amino acids. The transcript has 9 exons. Gene Ontology annotation, molecular function: phosphatidylinositol transfer activity; phosphatidylinositol binding; phosphatidylcholine binding. The record is from RefSeq and is a predicted model, not a curated record. Gene Ontology annotation, cellular component: cytoplasm. Gene Ontology annotation, biological process: phospholipid transport. NCBI's taxonomy places the organism in Eukaryota, Metazoa, Platyhelminthes, Trematoda, Strigeidida, Schistosomatidae.
CUACGCCGCCUCAUUCGAAUUUUCGUUCGUCAAAGAUGAUUGUUAAAGAGUAUCGUGUAAUUUUACCUAUGACAGUUGAAGAAUAUCAAGUUGGUCAACUGUAUUCCGUUGCUGAAGCUUCCAAAGGAGAGACAGGUGGUGGUGAUGGCGUGCAAAUAUUGGUCAACGAGCCGUUCGAUCAAACAACGUAUAAGCCUGAUCGCCCUUUAUUAAAAGGAGACCCAAGGUUCAGCACUGGGCAAUACACCCAUAAAUACUACCAUCUUGCGCACAAGGUACCAGGGUUUGUUCGUGUUAUCGCUCCUGAAAGUGCAUUCGUUUUCAACGAAUAUGCGUGGAAUGCUUAUCCCUACUGUCGAACUGUUAUCACAAAUAAUUACAUGAUGGAGAAGUUUAGUGUAACAAUUGAAUCUCUUCACGUGGACUCCUUAGUAAAUAUAGAAAAUUGGGUUGUCCAACCCGAAACGAUAUUCUAUAACUUCUAUUUUCCUAUGAUCGACUCAUCAUACCCCAGUGUGUAAUGAAAACUGAUUGACAGUUUCAAACAAUAUUUCCCUUCCCACACACUUGUGUUUGCUGGGCUGUUUUCCCUUUCUACUACGGACAUUUAAGUUUGGCAAUACUUGAAUCUUCACUUUAAUGCUCAACCAUUAUUAUUGAUAAAAGCUGUUGAGCCAAUUUUCCCCUUAAUGUCAGAAUCAAUGAUAAAAAAACCUUUCAGGUCUUGAAUUUCGGCGCGAGAUUCAUCCAUCCAUAUAUUUAAAUAGCAUUUUGGCAUUAUAGCUGAUAUCAGUUCGUCAUGGAAUUCUCUAAUUCAAUUUUUAACCUUAAAUUCUACCUCUAAAUCCUAAUUACUCAUACCAAUUCAUAACUCUCGCUUGAUACUGGUAAAUAGGCUCAUCAGUUAAGUCCGGAAAAAUGGGCGGAAGUUGAAGUGAUCUACAUAGAUAUUGGUGAUAUUUCUCAGGCAGACAAAGAUUAUAACCCUAAUGAAGAUCCUACAACUUUUCGCUCUGAAAAGACUGGUCGUGGGCCCUUAAAACCGAAAUGGUGGGAGAAUGGUUACAAAGGACCGAUUAUGUGUGCAUACAAACUUGUUUCAUGUGAAUUCAAAAUGUGGGGAAUGCAAGGACGUAUAGAGAAAAUGAUUCAACGGCAAGAACGACGCCUGUUUGCUAACUUUCAUCGCCAAGUAUUCUGUUGGAUGGAUAAAUGGCACGGUUGGACAAUGGAAGAUGUGAGAAUACAUGAAGAGCAAACUAAAAAGGAAUUGGAAGAAGUACGUUUUUAAUUAUCUUUUACAGUUCUUAUAAUUUGAAACAUUUUGAUUUGUUUGAUGCCAGCUGAGGUAAUGCUGUGUUCUGAAAGUCUUAAGAUACAUCAGUCUCACUCAUCUUAAAAUCCCCCCCCCUAUUUUUGCUUAUCUAGUUCCCCUGUCUCCAUUUCAGUCAGUUAAAAUAUCACUAGGAUUCUUCAAAAUUCAGUCUGUUUACCUGAUUUGCCAUCACUUAGUAUUUUGUUGUCUACACAUCCUUCUGGUGCUGCCCCCCUCAAUACUGAUUUGUAUUUUGAGAAUAAAAAGAAAUAAAAGGGUACUAAUUGAAUCGCAGGCGAAAAACUCAUGGGUUGUUAUUACUAAGUGUAGGCACGUUGUGGUUAAUACCGAAGUUAUCUUCACAGAAUCUGCGUUAGAUGAUUCCUGCUAGUCAUUUGGAUUCCUGUAUCUUAUUCCAGUUUGCAUUCACGGUUAAGACAUAUUUGCAAUGUUGAGGGAACUGAUGCUGUCUUUUGGAUGUGAUCCUGUGUGACAUAGCUUCACAGUCUAAAACGUUACAGGUAAGCUGUGAUGAGCCUCCUGUGUGACUGAAGUACUUACGAAUGGUUGAUCAAUGAAUAAUGGUCAAUGUCAUGCUUCUGUGAUUGUUCACCGUUGAUCGAAUUCUAUCUGUCAAGUUGUAAUGUGGUUGCUAGUCUAAAUGAAUUGACGUCUCAGUUAGUUGUUAUUACGUUUGUCACGAUUCUAGAUUUUCGAUUGAUGCACAGUGAUUGUAACUCAUCAAUGUGUAAAUCCUUAAGAUGUUGGUUUUGAUUUGAUUUCAUCGCAAGUCGAAAUCCGGGCCUUGUUGUGGUUUAUACCUGAAAAAAUUUAUGAAUAUCAUUAUAAUUGUUUUGUUUUUUGUUUUUUUCAUCCUUUUUUCACAUCAAGCAACGUAUACAAGGCAGCUUACGAGGUCAUGUCACCGAAGAGUAAUAGCCAAUCUAUUUUGUAUAAUAAUAGCAAUCAUGAUUAUUAUACUCUGAACUGUCUGCUUGUCUCUUUAUUACCAUUUUCUGAUUGUCUAACCUUUACCUUCGACACUUCUUAUAGUACAAUUCAGUUCAUGUUGAGUUAAUUCUUCACAUCUCUAUUCUUUAUAUAUUCUUUGUGAAUUCAAAGGUCUCUUCUUCAUUUCCUAGUUGAUUUUGAUGUAUUUUGCCAGUUUUAUUCAUAUAUAUAUAUAUGCCAAUGUUUGGGAUUCUCUUCUUGUUAAGUGUAAUCUUCUAAAGGAAAUUGUAUUCCAUAAAAUUUGUGUAUGUAUGCAAGUGAAUACGUCUACUUGUCCUCCUCCUGGUGUACUAUUAUCAACUAUAUUAAACACAAUAACAUGAUUUGUACUUAUCAAAUUUUCUAUUUUAUUAAUACAAAUAUGUUUUCCCAUUAUCUGAAUAAAUAUUAUUCAUAUACAUUAUGUUACUAAAUUUACUGUACAACAUUAUCAGUAGUAGAGUAAUAGUAGUAUUGGCAAUAAUGUUUAAAAAAAUCAUAAUACUCAGUUGUCAAGCCUUAAACUUGACAAAAUGAAUUUCAGUUCAACGAACUAAACCAACUAAUCAGUCAAUACCAUACUACUACUACUACUCUGGAUAUUUGUUGAUCAUAACUGGUUAAUCUCUAUUUACUACUGAAAUCACAUUUUAAAAAAUAGAGAAAAAAAAGAAUGGAAUUUGUAUUUCUUUCCUUAAACUUAAUUCGUUGGCGAUUCAUUUAGUUUUCUUUCUUUUUUUAAUCUUUGUAAUAUUUACUUAACUGUGAUUUUUCGCUCGUCUUGUUUUUCUUUUCUCCACCAACCGUUUGUACCCAUUAUUAUUAUUAUUGGAAGUAGUAUUAUCUUACUGUACAAGUUCCUCUUCAUAUACGGAUAUACAUAUAUGUCUAUUACACCGUCUUCAGCAUAACGGAAAGGUAACCCCGCUUUCAUAUGUUGAGCAUAUACACAUAGAUAUGUAUGUUAUUCUCGGUGUACACUUGCAUGCAUUACUAUAUUUUGACAACCUCGUAUUAUUAUCAAUUAUAUUUCCUGAUCAGGUUCAAUACAUAUUUGUUUCUAAUGAAUAAAUUUUUCAAUCCAUCAUUUGUGAUGAUGAUGAUGAAUUGGCAACAGCAACAGAAACAAAAUAACAAAAAAAUGGUCUGUUCGUUUGUUUGUUUGCUUCCUUUUCUGUGUAAAAGCAAACAAACAAUCUCCAACAGAUUUUCUUUUGUUAAAAUGUAUAUUUAAAAUGAAAUUAUAAAUAUUAUCUACAAAUUAUUUACAUAACCUAGAUUGAAAGAAAAGGGGGGGAAGAGAGAACAAUUGUGUGUGUAUUCAUUAAGGAUCAGGAAUAAUGAUUAAUGAUCGUAUUCAAUCUAUAAAGAUCUUAUUAUUAAUAAGAUUAUAUAGAUUUAUAUAUAUAUAUAUAUACCUAUGUAUUCCUCAACUACCUCUCUGUUUAUUCCUUGUUAACAUUCCUUUCUCGUUUCUUUUUUUUUUGGUUUUUCGUUAUUGUUAUUGUUGUGAACUUCUUUGGAGAAAUUUUUUUUAAAGAAACAUAGCAACACCCUUCUAUAAUACUAAUGAUGAUAAUUAAAAGAAAAAAACAAUAAUAAUAAACAAAAUUCUAUUUAUCAUUGCAUAUUUUGUAGUUAGAUACUUAAAGGUAAUCAACAUAGAAGGUUGUAUAUAUAUUAACUUAAGUUUCAUAAUAGUUAGCGCCUCUCUACAAUAAGAUAUACUUGUAAUCAUGUCAGAUUUGAAUUGUGUAAGAUUUCAGUAUUUAUGUGUUAUGUUUGUCUAUUUCUCUAUUUAAUGAUAAUCAAACUCCAUUGAUGAUCAUAAGUGGUAUUCUAUAUUAACUUGGAUAAAUUUUCUUUCUAUUUAAAACUGUCCUGUUGUUGGUGUAGUGAAAUUCUCUAUCUUUGCAUACAUUUCAUAUAGUGAUUAUUUUGUAAGUUAUGUAUAGAUUAUCAGAAAUAAUUUAGAAGGAGGUCACUUAGAAAAAACGUUACUUUACUUUCUUAUGCCUGUUAAUCUUCAUCAAGGAGCAUAGGUCACCAACCAACACUUUUCAUCCAACCCUGUCCUGGGCCUAUGCCUUCGGUCUCACGCUAACAAUUAGUCAUUAGGCCACUGAGCCGACAUCCAACAGUAUUAAUCUACAAUUUCAACCAAUUUACUCCGCGACCAUCUAAAUUUGUCUUCGGUCAUUAACUGACUCACACCCGACACGAUUAAACUCCAUUAGUCACAGCUCCUCAAUAUUACUUCGAGAAUUACCUCUUAAAGCUAGUCAUUAGUGACCACAUGGUUACUAUCAGCAUAAUUUACUUUUAUUUUUAUCCCUGAUAAGUUAUACUGACAGUAAAUAAUUAGUUUCAUAGUCAAUUAGUUGAUGAAUUUAUCUUCCGUGAGGUAGUAAAGUUAUUUCAGGUCAAUUUGUGUUUCAGAGAUGACUGAAGGAAGGAGCGUUCACUGCACUUAUUGUACUUAUGGUAUGAACUACAAACAGUUUAGUCUGUUCAACAAAAAAACUUUGUUACAUUCCUGUAGAAGUAAACAUUUGAAAAUGCAUUCAUAUUAAUUUAGUUGAAUUCAUGUGUCGACCCAAGCUAGACCAUCAUUGAAAACGUGGAAGUAUUAGAUGGAAGUUUCGUUUUAGUCCGGGACUACUCAGAAGUGUACAUCCACGAUCUCACCGAAGGAAUUCGGACCCACGACCUUCGGUCAAACGCGCGAAUGCCUAAGCUCUAGACCACUGAGCCGACUGGCAUCCAACUUUGAUUAAUCCGUAAUUUGCUCAAUCUUUCAUUCAUCGUCUGAGGUAGAUACCUGGCUCUACCCAACAAGGAUAAGACAAUUUUUUUUAAUUCUGUAUACAAAAUGUAAUUGGUAAGUACGACUUAAAGUAAUAUUUGACUAGUAAUCUAAGUAAUCCAAUCCAUUCGGUAAAAGUUUCUGGCAUAUAUGUAACGACCGAAAUGCCAAUACUCGCUUUGAACGCAGAACUAACAAACCAAAAUUUAUUUGAUUAGACCAGACUACGUUCUUCUGUACAGCGUACAAAGCGUUUAUGAGUUACUCGUAUUAAAUUAUAUCAAAACACACACUCUGUGCUCAAUUUCAAUGGUUCUAAUCUAAGAAAGUGAACAAAUAUCAAAAAUACCUCAAAUAGUACAACCUUUGUUAUACAGUCAAGGGUUUCUCUAACGCAAAUCAGCAUGCUGAGAAUCGAUAAAAAUAUUUCCAACACGAUAUCUAUCUGCAGGGAUCCCAUCAAUCUUUUCAAAAAGAUAAUCAAAGUGUAACAAUCACAUACUGGACCCCACUGUGAUCUUGAGCUUGUAGCGUGACGUCGAGUCCCAGUUGACUAUGAACACCACUACAAAGAAACACGUGCCAAAUAAAUCAGAAGGCGAAUGCGGAGUAGAACCAAGUUUAUUUCGCUGGCGAUCUCGUGGUAUCGAGCGAAUACCGAGGUCGCGCCAAGAAAAGGCACAAGCGGAGUGGGCAGGAAAAAGUACGUGCGAAGAAGGUCACGAACCGCACAACAGUAAUGGAGUGUAAUGAAAGCACAAAAUGUCUGUCAUUAGCAUAGUUAAACAAAAGCACAUUAAAACAAGCACAGGUACAAUUGGUUAUAAUAAUAAUAAUUGUUUUCAUUAAACCAAUCGCGUUCUGAUAAAAGUAAGUCACUACAAGCUUAAUCAAACAUGACCUUAUUUUCAAGUAACAAAAUGUAAGUAAUUAAUCAGUCACAUAAUAAAAGCUUAAACAAGAAGGAUUGAAGAACACAAAGUGUAGUUAAAAGAGAUCUGAAUAAAGAUUAAAGUACAUGACAAGGAGAAGAAACAAAUAAAUGACAGUACUGUCCAAUGAAAUGUUGUGCAAGGAUUUUCAACGUUUUCUCUCCAUUACAAUUUACAUCGUUAAAAAUGUAACAACUUAAAACACAAUAAAACUGCGUACUGUUUUUUCUCAUCGAUCUAUAUUGAAAUAUUAACCUAGAACUAAUCAUUUCAUCAAAAAACCUGGUUGAAAAUUAAAGAAUUAAUAUAAAAAAUAGUGGGCGGCAAAACAACGUAGUAUCAGUGCUUGAAGUCACUAACUUCUAGUCUGAGCAAUAUUUGUAGAUGCAGACUACUUGGUUGUGGUCCACGUGACUAUCGUAACCAAUAGUUGGAGACUCUAUGUGAUAUAGCUCAAGAUCGACCACAAUGGCGUAAAUGCAUACACUCUCUGUCUUCCCUUAAACUAAGAGAUUAAAAUCGCUUGAUAUCUUUCUUUCUACCAACUAAUUCUUUCUUCUUGUAUUAU